Molecule: messenger RNA, 249 nt
Organism: Phytophthora nicotianae INRA-310
Lineage: Eukaryota; Oomycota; Peronosporomycetes; Peronosporales; Peronosporaceae
Exons: 1
Source: RefSeq, a predicted model, not a curated record
AUUCAUAUUCUUGAUUUCGUUGCCAGAAAUCAGCUGAGUGACACUGUCUUGAUGGAAGAAAUGUCCAAACUGUUUGGUCCCCGGCAAGACGUUACCGUAGUUGACCCAUUAAUAUGGGACGUCGUGGAGAGAGGGCAAAUCGCUGUGCCAACUGAACAGCUGAGAAGCUUAUUUACCGGAAUCUUUGACCAAAAAAUGCUGCUUCCUGUAAAUUGCAGUGACACACACUGGUGUGCACUCAUGGUUUGA